GCUGGCCAGCGCCGAGCGCCGCGGCGUCCCCGCCUAGUCCCCGCGGCGGCGCGCGGCCGGCCUGGGCGGCGGCGGCCCGAAGAUGCGGAGGCGGCGGCUCGCAGAGACGAUGCUCCGGAGCUGAGGAGACGCGGCACCCGAGCGCCGGCCGGCCGCGUAGCGACGUGGGCCGCAUGGCGCAGCCCUCGGGCCCCGGCGGCGAGGGGCCGCAGCUCGGGGCGGCGGGGGGCCCGCGCGACGCGCUGAGCCUGGAGGAGAUCCUGCGGCUCUACAACCAGCCCAUCAACGAGGAGCAGGCGUGGGCCGUGUGCUUCCAGUGCUGCGGCUCCCUGCGCGCCGCCGCCCGCCGCCAGCCCCACCGCCGCGUGCGCUCGGCCGCGCAGAUCCGCGUCUGGAGAGACGGCGCCGUCACCCUGGCGCCCGCCGCCGGCGAAGAGGGAGAGCCGCCCCCCGCCCCCGGUAAAUUGGGAUAUUCACAUUGUACAGAAACAGAGGUUAUUGAAUCCCUGGGAAUUAUUAUUUAUAAAGCAUUGGACUAUGGCUUGAAGGAAAACGAAGAAAGGGAGCUGAGCCCUCCUUUAGAGCAGCUCAUCGACCAAAUGGCCAAUACUGUGGAGGCUGAUGGAAGUCAUGAUGAGGGCUACGAGGCUGCAGAUGAAGGCCCAGAAGAUGAAGACUCGGACAGGAGAAGCAUCUCAGCCAUUCGGUCCUAUCAAGAUGUCAUGAAGGUAUGUGCUGCUCAUCUCCCAAGUGAGUCGGAGGCACCAAAUCAUUAUCAGGCAGUAUGUCGAGCACUGUUUGCAGAAACCAUGGAACUGCAUACAUUUCUGACCAAAAUUAAGAGUGCAAAGGAGAAUCUUAAGAAGAUUCAAGAAAUGGAAAAGAGUGAUGAAUCUAGCACAGAUCUGGAGGACCUGCAAAAUGCAGACUGGGCACGGUUCUGGGUACAGGUGAUGAGGGAUUUGCGAAAUGGGGUAAAACUUAAGAAAGUCCAACAGCGGCAGUACAACCCUUUGCCCAUUGAAUACCAGCUCACCCCUUACGAGAUGCUCAUGGACGAUAUUCGGUGCAAAAGAUACACCUUGAGAAAAGUGAUGGUAAAUGGUGACAUUCCCCCUCGGUUAAGAAAGAGUGCUCAUGAGAUCAUUCUUGACUUCAUCAGAUCAAGACCCCCUUUAAAUCCAGCUUCAGCCAGAAAACUGAAACCAACCCCACCUCGGCCACGGAGCCUACAUGAAAGAAUAUUGGAAGAAAUUAAAGCAGAAAGAAAGCUUCGACCUGUCUCACCAGAAGAAAUUAGACGAGGCAGGCUAGCAAUGCGGCCACUUAGCAUGUCUCACAGUUUUGACUUGUCAGAUGUCACUACGCCAGAAUCUCCAAAGAAUGUUGGGGAACCAUCUAUGGUGAAUGGAGGUGUGACAUCUCAAACAAAAGAAAACGGGCUGAAUGCUACCCAGCAGGGGCCUGUCCAGAGGAAGAAGCUUCUCAAAGCCCCGACCCUGGCUGAACUGGACAGCUCUGACUCUGAGGAGGAAACCCUGCACAAGUCAACCAGCAGCAGCAGCGCAUCUCCCUCCCUCUAUGAGGAUCCAGUACUCGAGGCCAUGUGCGCCAGGAAGAAGCCUCCAAAAUUCUUGCCCAUCUCAUCAACACCCCAGCCAGAGAGACGGCAACCACCUCAGAGACGCCAUUCCAUUGAGAAGGAAACACCUACCAAUGUGAGGCAGUUUCUGCCGCCAUCCAGGCAGAGCUCACGCUCUCUUGUUCCUAGGAUAACCAGUGUAUGGCCAAGGACGCCUUUCCGACCGCUUUUCUCUACCAUACAAACAGCUUCUCUGCUGAGCUCUCAUCCUUUUGAAGCAGCCAUGUUUGGGGUAGCAGGGGCUAUGUAUUAUCUGUUUGAGAGAGCUUUUACCAGCAGGUGGAAACCCUCAAAGGAGGAAUUCUGCUACCCAGUGGAAUGCCUUGCUCUCACUGUGGAGGAAGUGAUGCACAUUCGUCAAGUCCUGGUGAAAGCAGAGCUGGAGAAGUACCAGCAGUAUAAGGAUGUCUACACUGCCCUGAAGAAAGGAAAGCUCUGCUUCUGUUGCCGAACCCGGAGGUUUUCCUUCUUCACCUGGUCUUAUACCUGUCAGUUCUGUAAGAGGCCCGUGUGCUCGCAGUGUUGCAAAAAGAUGCGGCUGCCCUCCAAGCCAUACUCCACUCUACCUAUUUUCUCCUUGGGACCUUCUGCCUUGCAAAGGGGCGAAAGUUGUUCGAGGCCAGAAAAACCUUUCACGAGUCACCAUCGGCCACUUCGGAGUAUCGCCAGGUUUUCCUCAAAAUCGAAGUCUGUGGACAAAUCAGAUGAAGAACUCCAGUUUCCCAAAGAGUUCAUGGAGGACUGGAGCACAAUGGAGGUGUGUGUAGACUGCAAAAAGUUCAUUUCAGAAAUCAUCAGCUCAAGCCGGCGCAGCCUGGUGUUGGCCAACAAAAGGGCCCGGUUGAAAAGGAAGACACAGUCUUUCUACAUGUCUUCAGCCGGCCCCUCGGAGUACUGCCCUUCAGAAAGGACUAUCAAUGAGAUCUGAGCCCUGUGCCUUCCCAUUGCUUUUGUGUCCAGAGGCAGUCUUAGCGCAGCAGUGCUGCAGGACUCUGUUCGCAGGGGUUUGACUGAACAGGCUCCAUCUGCAGCAGGUCAGGCUUGGGCUGCUCCUUGUGCAUACUCCAGGCUGUGCUCAUAAUCGGUUGAUGGUACGCGGCGACCCAGCCGCUUGCUCAUUUGCACUCAGAAAACUUGAUUUUGUGUAUGUGAAUAGGGAAGCCAGAAACUUCCUUAGUUCAGUUCCUCAAUGUUCUCAGAUAAUUUCCUGACCAAACAAAAAUUUUCUUGUGUGUGAAGUCAGUCUGACAGAGUGUUGACGUUAGCACAGUUCUAAGCCGUAAGUCAUAUUGGCAUUCCACUUGACAGUGUUCCUAUUUCAUGUACAUAAUGGUCUAGAGCCCUGCCACACACCAGCUCCCUGGGGUGGGCCAGGUUGGCCAUGGUCUCACAGCACAAAUCUAGAAGGCCUUGCUGAUAAUUCUCCUUUGGGGCUCUGGCUGCCUUAGUGCAGAGCAUCCAAGUAAGCCGUACACCACAUGGGCGGCCACUUUCUGAGCUUCAGGGUCUGCCCAGGCCCGUGCCUCAGUGUUUCCUGGGCUGCUAACAGGCCUUCAUUCCCUAGUGUGAAUGUAUUAUGGUUUUGAAUAGUUUUAUAAUACAUGUCUAAAAAUUAAAUUUUGUGGAAGUUUGAAGGAAAAGGAAGACUAAAAUUUUGUCAAGUAGCUAAGUGUGUUUUGGUUAACUGUGACAAGUUUGGUUUUCAGCGACAGGCUGUGACAGGCUGUGACAGCAGAGGGUUUCACCAGAAAGAAGCUACAUCUCAUACUUUUCAGCUACAUUUUCCAUAACUUUAUAGUGUGGCCGUCAUGACUAAAUUAACCACAGUUUGGUACCUGAGUCUCAAACUGAAGUUUAUUUUUAUAAAUGAAUUUUAAAAGAAAAAUCCUGGCUGUUUUAAAAUUUUAAGAAAAUUAACCUGCUGCCAUGCAUAAUUUUUGGAUGUUUUUUGCACUAGUUGUCUUGUAAAUGUUACUGAGUUUCUGAUGAAGGGCGAUUAUCAGGUAGUGUGUACCUGAACUUCCUCAGCUCCUGUGACACACACCGUGGGCUGUCCCUCAUUUCCAUAUGCUUAGAAAUAAAUAGUCAAUCAAAUUGCCACUAAUGUUUAAGUCACAUGCACAGUAAUUCCUGAAAGCUAUAAAAAACCACCCUCAUAGUCACCACUAAUGACAAUUCAUUUUAUAAAAGGCAUGACAGUUGCAUUUCAUACCAACAUCAAGAUACAAUAACAUUUCCACAUUAAAUUGACUGACACCUCAGAAAUGCUCCAGCAGUCAUUUCUAGUGCAUUGAAAUUUAUAGUUUAGUAAAUGGCUUUAAAUUACUUAUACUGACGAAAUAAACUUUACCAACUGACUGAAGUAAUGCAUGUUAGUAGUUCCUCUGUGCUGCAUGUAGAAGUGGCCGCGAGAAAACCCUUACGUUCCAGCUGUUUUUAAGACUUUUAAGAACUGUAAACAUUGCGUUGUGUGACUCCCAUUUGUAGUUUUCUCAGAGACCAUCUGAACUUUACCCUGCAGUUAGGUGGGACCGCCCACUGCCAUGGCCCCAGACAUGCAUCCUAAAGUGACCUCCUGGAAGGAAGAAGGAAGAAGGAAUGGCUGCUACCUGUGUAGGUUUAUAAGCAUGUAUGUAGGAUAACACGCUUCUGUAAAAUGGU
Messenger RNA from Psammomys obesus (fat sand rat), 4303 nucleotides. It is a transcript of the gene Spire1, whose product is annotated as spire type actin nucleation factor 1. The coding region runs from base 174 to 2570 and encodes 798 amino acids. The record is from RefSeq and is a predicted model, not a curated record. Gene Ontology annotation, molecular function: actin binding. NCBI's taxonomy places the organism in Eukaryota, Metazoa, Chordata, Mammalia, Rodentia, Muridae. The transcript is spliced from 18 exons. Gene Ontology annotation, biological process: actin filament polymerization; establishment of meiotic spindle localization; polar body extrusion after meiotic divisions. Gene Ontology annotation, cellular component: cell cortex; cytoplasmic vesicle membrane.